CUGCUUUGUUAUAACAGUACGUGUCCUUGAAGCAAUGCGUCGGUCGUCAGACAGGCGGAGCUCUCGGUCCAGUUACUCCCAUAGCAGCAGCAUGGCAUUGGUAUUUCUAAAGAUUUUUGUUCCCCCCUCCUCGUGGGAUACAGACCGCUAUUCUCAGUCCUCCACAGCCAGAGUCGAGCACCCGUGGCCUUAUAAAAAGGACCGAAAGCAGCGACAAGGACGCACAUUUCAAGGUGAAGGACUGAAUGAUCUGCAGGCACAUUUGGAUGUAGGUUUCUGUGCGGGACUACAGCAUUUGCAUAGCUGUGAGGCGACUGCAGACAGGUUUCUUCAGCUUCUCAAAGUGGCAUGUUAUGGUCAUCUAGAGAAACACGUCAGCCACAGAGACGACAACAUGAAGGUGACAGCCCUGCUCAUCAUUUGUUCCUGUCUGAUCUCCGGGAGUUUGGGGAAGCCACAAUUCCCUGAACAAGAGAAGGAUCCCAAAUUUUGGAUUUCUGGGGCCCAGCGGACCUUACAGAACGCUCUGGUGCUGCAAAAUCUCAAUAAAAACAAAGCCAAGAAUCUCAUCCUCUUCCUAGGAGAUGGGAUGGGCGUGCCCACAGUGACAGCUGCUCGAAUUCUGAAGGGUCAGAUGAACGGACAGAGUGGAGAGGAGACACAGCUGGAGAUGGACAAGUUCCCUUUUUUGUCUUUGGCCAAGACGUACAACACGAAUGCACAGGUGCCAGACAGCGCUGGCACGGCCACAGCUUACCUCUGCGGGGUCAAGGCCAAUGAGGGCACGGUGGGAGUGAGUGCAGCUUCUGUCCGAUCCCAGUGUAACACCACAAAGGGCAAUGAGGUCACCUCCAUCCUCAAAUGGGCUAAAGAUGCAGGUAAGUCAGUGGGAAUAGUGACAACGACCCGUGUCAACCAUGCAACUCCCAGUGCUGCUUAUGCCCACUGCGUGGACAGAGACUGGUACUCCGACAAUGAGAUGCCAGCUGAAGCACUGCAAGCUGGCUGCAAGGAUAUUGCCAGACAACUCUUUGAAAACAUUCCCAACAUUAAUGUUAUUAUGGGUGGAGGGAGGAAGUACAUGUUCCCUAAAAAUCAGCCAGACGUUGAGUAUCCUGGCAUUCUGAAGCACAACGGCACACGAAAAGAUGGAAGAAACCUGGUGCAGGAAUGGAGCGACAGAAUGAAGGAUAAAAAAGGCCAUUAUGUAUGGAAUAAGAAGCAGCUCUUAUCGCUGAACCCUAACAACGUGGAUUACUUAUUGGGUCUAUUCGAACCUGGGGAUCUGACAUAUGACUUGGAGAGGAACACUGAGACUGAUCCUUCACUGACAGAGAUGGUGGAGGUGGCCAUCAAGAUCUUGAGGAAAAAUCCCAGUGGAUUUUACCUGCUUGUAGAAGGAGGACGUAUUGACCAUGGACACCAUGAGGGCAAGGCCAAGCAGGCUCUGCAUGAAGCUGUGGAAAUGGACAGAGCCAUCGGCCGGGCAGAUCUCAUGACCAGCAUCCAUGAUACACUGACUGUAGUUACUGCAGACCAUUCUCAUGUGUUCAACUUUGGAGGCUACACCCCCAGGGGAAACACUAUAUUUGGUCUGGCCCCAAUGUUGAGUGAUAUUGACCAGAAGCCUUUCACCUCCAUCUUAUAUGGGAAUGGACCAGGUUACAAAGUAGUUAACGGUCUGAGAGAGAAUGUCUCUACCAUUGACUACCAGGAAAACAACUACCAGGCCCAGUCAGCAGUACCUCUGAGUAUGGAGACACAUGGAGGAGAGGAUGUGGCUGUGUUUGCUAAAGGUCCCAUGGCUCACCUGCUGCAUGGGGUCCAUGAGCAGAACUACAUCCCCCAUGUAAUGGCAUAUGCAGGCUGUAUUGGCCAGAACAGGGAACACUGUACAUCCCGCAGCGGGACUGUUGGUUUGCGCCCCAUCCUGUCCAGCAUCGCAGCUCUUGUCACAGUUACCCGAUUUCUGUGCUAACCUUCCUUCCUACCUUAUCCUGUCAAACCCCAGUUGUGACCAGUCAUACAUUUUAAGAUUUUAAUUUCUUAUUGUUGUUUUUAGAUGCUCUAAUUUUACUCUUCACUAUUUUGAUUGUGGGAGCACUAUUAGGGCACUUUUGUGUUACAGUAAUUAACAGACACAAAUAUAAGGUAUCAGUUUUAGUCUAUUCAGGCAUAUAAAACUAGAAAAUCAAACGCCCCCAAUGCACUGAAAUGAAAAGUGGUGCUGCAGAGGUCACCACAAAAUCAGAGAUCUCAGUUGUGAUUUGUCUUUUAAAUAGUUAUUGUUAAAUAUAAACCUUUCAGGUUUGAAUAGAUAGAUUGGAUGGAUUUACAAAUGUUUGAUUAUGUUUCAUAUCUUAAAUGUGCAGUUAACAAAAUCUACCUCAUAAGCUUGCAAAAGGUCUCUAACAUAAUUACGGUGUGUUCAGAGACACAUUUCAGUGGAUAAAUUCUGUGCCGAAACCAGAGGCAACUGAAUGUAUAAUUGAAAAAAAAAAGAGUAAGAAAUAACUAUUUCUUGUCAUGCACAAUGUGCAUUCUUGCAUUCUUGAAAAAGCACUGAAAAAGCAUAUCUAACAUUGCUGUGUCCAAUAACAGAAGUUGUGAAACAUUUUAACCAAUAAAGGAAAUAUGCUGUUUUCUGAUA
Scatophagus argus is the source of this 2650-nucleotide messenger RNA. It is a transcript of the gene alpl, whose product is annotated as alkaline phosphatase, biomineralization associated. Gene Ontology annotation, molecular function: alkaline phosphatase activity. Gene Ontology annotation, cellular component: plasma membrane. Gene Ontology annotation, biological process: dephosphorylation. NCBI's taxonomy places the organism in Eukaryota, Metazoa, Chordata, Actinopteri, Scatophagidae. The transcript is spliced from 12 exons. The record is from RefSeq and is a predicted model, not a curated record. The coding region runs from base 35 to 1978 and encodes 647 amino acids.